Messenger RNA from Daucus carota subsp. sativus, 2089 nucleotides. Its product is annotated as probable protein S-acyltransferase 23. Gene Ontology annotation, cellular component: Golgi membrane. The transcript is spliced from 13 exons. Gene Ontology annotation, molecular function: palmitoyltransferase activity; protein binding. The coding region runs from base 168 to 1784 and encodes 538 amino acids. NCBI's taxonomy places the organism in Eukaryota, Viridiplantae, Streptophyta, Magnoliopsida, Apiales, Apiaceae. The record is from RefSeq and is a predicted model, not a curated record. Gene Ontology annotation, biological process: protein palmitoylation.
AAGAAAAAACUUUUUUGUUUUUGAGAAAAUGUAAUGGUGAUCAGUUUGACGGGAUCUCGAUUUAUGCCCUCUCAUAUAUUAAAUCAAAGUUGAAUCUCCCAAACAAUCCCUGUACAAAUAAACCCUAAAACCCCAAUUCAAUUAAACACAAAAUAAUUCUGAUCAAAAUGGCAUCAUCAGAAAUCGAAAUUGUAUCGGAUGCAAGUGAUCAAAUGAAUUUAGAGCAACCCCAGAAUCAAAGUAUUGUUAUCUCCGACAUAUUUUCAGCUACUGCUUAUGGAGAUUUUAGCAAAUUAAAAAAAUUUGUAGAAGAAGAUGGUGUUUCUGUUAUGAUUCCUGAUGGGAAUGGCUAUUAUGCCCUGCAGUGGGCUUCUCUCAACAAUUUUCCUGACAUUGCCCAGUAUAUUAUUCAGCACGGUGCGGAUGCAAAUGCCACUGACCACAUGAAGCAGACGGCGCUGCAUUGGGCAGCAGUACGUGGCUCAAUUGCAGUGGCUGGUGUGUUGUUGCAGAAUGGAGCACAGGUGGAGGCUGCUGACAUGAAUGGCUAUCGGGCAGUUCAUAUUGCAGCUCAAUAUGGACAAACAGCAUUUUUAAAUUUCAUUGUCGCAAAGUUUCAUGCCGAGUUUGAUGUACCAGAUAAUGAUGGAAGAAGCCCUCUGCAUUGGGCUGCAUACAAAGGGUUUGCAGAUACUGUCAGAUUACUUUUAUUCAGAGAUGCGAGUCAAGAGAGACAAGACAAAGAAGGUUGUACCCCGUUGCAUUGGGCUGCAUAUCAAGGAAAUGUGGAGGUCUGCACUGUACUUGUAUAUGCAGGCACAAAGGAGGAAUUGAUAGUAAAGGAUAGUACUGGACUUACUCCUGUACAGAUUGCUUCCGAUAAAGGUCACCGGAGUCUCACUUCUUUCCUUCUUAGAGCGCAGCAUGCACAAGGCAUUUCCUGGAAAGACAGAGUUUUCUCUGGAAAAUUGAGUUUUGUAGGUUAUGCACCUAUACUGUUCUUUAUAAUAGUUAUAACCACCUUGAUGUUCAUCAAUACAAUACUUCUUGCUUCCAAUCUUCCAAAAGUUACUGCUGUAGUUGGACUUUGGGGAUGGACGGCUGUUUCAAUAUCAUUUUGUACAGUUUUAAUGUUAAUCCGUUGCAGCAGUAAAGAUCCAGGCUUUAUAAAGUUUGCAAGAGGAACUGGACACUUUACUGAUACGGAGGACCCUUUACUGAAUGUUGAUCUGAACAAUCCUGCUAUAUCACUUCGAGAUUGGUCUCAACUCUGUCCUACCUGCAAGAUUAUAAGGCCUACCCGCUCCAAACAUUGCCCUGUAUGUAAGCAUUGCGUGGAACAGUUUGACCAUCAUUGCCCCUGGAUAUCUAAUUGUGUAGGAAAGAGGAAUAAAUGGGACUUCUUCAUCUUUGUCUUCAUGGGAACUUCAAUAGCAUUCCUUGGUGCCGUUGUUGGCUUCCACAGGUUAUGGACAUCAGCACCAGUAUUACAAGACGAAGAGAUAUGGAUUCACCACCUGGUGGUUCAACAUCCUGGUGCUGUUGUAUUUAUGUUUGUCGAUGCUAUAAUUUUAAUUAGUUGUGGAACUUUAAUGACAGCACAACUAUAUCAAAUAUCAAGGAACAUCACCACAAAUGAAUUAUCAAAUCGCGCACGUUACGGAUAUCUUCAUGGUCCAGAUGGCCGUUUUCACAAUCCUUACGAUCGGGGUUUGCUCAAGAAUUGCUCAGAUUUUUUUAUCCGUGGAUACACUGAUGAUCUGAUUGCACAUCCUCCUUCAUGAUUACAUAUCAUAGAACAUAUUUAUGAUUUUAAAAGGGCUGGUUUCAUGCUACACGUCGAUGAAACUUUUUUAGUGAAAGUUUGAAACCAAGGGGAGACCUUCAGAUCGCUUCUAUGUAGAUAUCUUAAGGUCGUGUUAGAAACCCCCCAUCUUUUGUUGUAUACAGCUUCCUCGGUAUAGGGAAAGAACCAUUCUGUAUUUUCGAAGACAGGACUUGCCUCAAAAUGUUUGUUGCUGUGAAAAAAAUAGAUGCUGAUCAUUUGUAACGUAAAAGUAACAGUAGUAGUUAUUGUUUUGUGCGUUCA